AUGGCUGUACGUACGCAAUUUGAAGGGAAUAAUGAAAUUGGAGUAUUUUCUAAGCUAACGAAUUCAUUCUGCCUUGUUGCUAUUGGGGGAUCGGAAAACUUCUACAGUGUCUUUGAAGGUGAAUUAUCAGACACAAUUCCUGUGAUCCAUGCCUCCCUUGCUGGAUGUCGUAUCAUUGGUCGUAUGUGUCUUGCAAAUAAACAUGGUAUUUUAGUUCCGAAUGCUACGACCGAUCAAGAACUUCAACAUAUUCGCAACAGUUUGCCUGAUUCAGUAAAUGUUCAGCGAGUGGAGGAGAAAUUAUCAGCACUUGGCAAUGUUGUGGCUUGUAAUGACUAUGUUGCCCUUGUCCAUCCAGAUCUUGACAGAGAAACAGAGGAAAUUAUUGCUGAUGUAUUAAAAGUUGAAGUAUUUCGUCAAACAAUCGCUGAUAAUGUUCUUGUCGGAAGUUAUUGUGCCUUUAAUAAUCAAGGUGGACUGGUUCAUCCACGUACCUCUGUAGAAGAUCAAGAUGAACUUUCAUCAUUGCUGCAAGUUCCUUUGGUUGCAGGUACAGUGAACCGAGGCAGUGAUAUAAUUGGAGGGGGUUUGGUUGUAAAUGAUUGGAUAGCCUUCUGCGGCCUGGACACAACCAGUACAGAGAUUUCAGUGAUAGAAAGCGUGUUCAAACUUGGUGAAGGAGCUCAUCCUUCGAAUAUUACCAGCAACAUGAGAGAAUCUUUGAUUGAUAGUUUGACGUGA
This is a messenger RNA of Acanthosepion pharaonis, 741 nucleotides long. The record is from the annotation of a GenBank genome assembly. Lineage: Eukaryota; Metazoa; Mollusca; Cephalopoda; Sepiida; Sepiidae.